Molecule: messenger RNA, 2662 nt
Organism: Orbicella faveolata
Lineage: Eukaryota; Metazoa; Cnidaria; Anthozoa; Scleractinia; Merulinidae
Molecular function (GO): oligosaccharide binding
Source: RefSeq, a predicted model, not a curated record
ACUCAUCAAUUGCACGCAAUUUAGUGCCACACGGUAUCCGGUUCGCGCAAAAUACAUAAAUGCCUAAAAUUUUAAAAUUUGAAAUAUUCUGAAGAAAUGUCCAUAAGAUAAGAUUCUGUCAAAUGGUUUGACUUUAUUUGGUUUAACUGGAAGUUUGCAUGGGUCUUGAAAAUUAAAAGGUUUUGGUUAACAUAUUUUGCCUUUGGCUUCGAAUUAAUUUGAAAGCGUCUCAGAUCGAAAUAAGUAAUUGCACGACGGGGUGACUCCUUUUUAAAAUUACUGGGAAAAUAUGAUCCUUAUGUUUGAAAAAUGUUUUUAGUUUAUCUGCUUUCUGCUGUUCUAAAGUUUUCGUGGCUUCCGUUCACAUUCAUCAGAGCGCUGUUCUUGUCGUCUUUUACUUUAUUUGCAAUUCAAGACACGUGACCACGGGGAGCACAUUCUCUCUCGUCAGCAGCAGAGCUGUCCAAAUUCCAUGAAAACCUUAUUUCGUCCUUUCUUUUUAAUUUCUAAAACUUGUACAGUUGAGACGUUAAAUGAAAGCAGUUUACAGUUUCUUUUUUUAUCGAGUAACUGCACACAGGUGACAAUGGCUACAGGUGACACAACUACAGGUGACACAACUGAUGCUUCAUUAGCCGCAGCUUUUAAUUAAUCGCGGUACCUUCUCGUAGAUUAUGCCUUAUUUGGUCACACAUUUGACACAAUUGAAGUUUACGACGAUUCGGAGUGUGCCACAAGAUGCAUGACAAAUGGCACCUGCCAAUCGUACAAUAUUCAGACCCAAGGGAACAGUGCCAAACAGCAGUGCGAGCUUAACAACAAUUCGCGAACCUCGGAACCCCAAGAUUUCAAAGGGAAGCCUGGAUUCACUUACUAUGGCUUAGUUGAGGUUUCUUGUGUGCAAAAUACUUGUAGUGCUAAGGAAGACUGUCAAUGUCAUCCGGGUUACAAAGGAAAGAGCUGUCAGAUUCAGAGACUUGGAUAUUUUCCCUCAAGUCCUGGACUUUCUUGUAAGCAAAUCCUGGACUCUGGAGACUCGGGAGGAGAUGGAGAAUAUUGGAUCGACCCAGAGAACAGUGGAAACCCUUUACGAGUUUACUGUGACAUGACUACUGACGGAGGUGGCUGGCUUCUUAUUGCCAACUUUUUGAUCAACAGUCCUGCUAAUCCCCCUGUAUGGACCGCUGACACAUCAUACCGCGCGAUCAGAAACUACCACAACAACAGAAUGGGCAUCACAACAAACGCCAUGAAUGAGCUGAGAACACACUUGUCUUUCACUCAACUUAGAUUCUACUGUAGUAAACAACAGGGACGUACGUUCCAUGUGACCACGGUCGCUAACAGUCCUGGUAAAGCUGCAGUUCAGUAUUUCAGCGGUCAGACGGAUACACUCCCCUACUCGUGCAACUCGUUUGUUAGAAUGAAAGAUGACAGUUCUUACCUUGCCAAACAGUGCAGCCAGUGGGGAAAUGAUGGAAUAUCGCAAUUUGUCGGGAAAUGGGGGCACAUUGACAAAAGAGGUGCAACACGUAUGUACGAUCACACCGCAUUUGUUGCUAAUCUUUAUCACUGGAAGAUCACACACGGAGUUUGGCUAUGUGAUGACAAAACCGGCAGCGGCUAUUUGCCUUUGUCAUCUGGAGAUUCUUGGAAAAUCUACUUGCGUUAAAUAACGUCUUAAAUGAUUCUACCUGUAAAAUAAUUGCCUGCUAACAUAAAGCAACAUGCCUGCGUUAACCGAACCAAGUUUGUGACAAGAUAUUCGAGUAAAAGUAACAACUAAUGAACUUGAAACUCUCAACAUUUUAUCAGUGGCAAAUCUUUAUUUGAAAGGGAGCAUUUACAAAGCUUGAUAUACACAUCUGACAAUAUGUAAGAAAUACAGUUAAACCUCUAUAUAACGAGCACCCUGGGCAAAAUAAACUGGUGAACAGAGUUGGCCGUUGUAGGAAAGUUUCAAUAUGUUUCCCUUCAUAAAGAACCGGCUGUUAAUUGAGAUUCCGCCUGCAUUACUUAGUUUAUUGACAUAUUCACUCUCGGUCUAUGCUUCUUACGUCUCCUUGACUAUCAUUAAUGUCGGGGGAACCAGCAGCUGUGGGUAUUGCGGGAAAACAAAGCUCGCUGUUGGGCCAGUCAAAAAUAUUUAGUGCAAGUUAGGUUUUCAGACCCAGACCUAUUUCCAGACUAGGUAUGGUUCUCUUUGUUAUUUUUAAUUUCUCUCUCUGUUUUUUUUGUUCACCUGUAAGAUAGCUGGUAUGGUUCACAAAAUGAAUAAACAAUGUGAACAAAAGUCUAAUGCUGAGCUUUCGGAAGAAGUCGUCCCUGGCGCAACUGAAGGAAGAAAAUCUCCUUUACUCCCAUAUCAUACCUUAUUUACAGGUCAUGGUAAAUUGUCUGUGUAUUGAAUUGUUACCCAAACCUUUACAUUUUACAAAGACCAAGAACGAAGUUCACGCCCAAGAACAUUUUAGUUAAUUUAUUAGCGCUGUCCUAUAAUUAUUAGCUUUGUUUGACAUGUACUUAAAUGCUUUCCAAGUCUUUUUUUAUUUCUUUAUUUUCCCCACUUAAUAAUGUAAUUGAUCUGUUUCCUCACCGAAAAGCAUUACGGAAGAGAAAAAAACAUAAUAAAGUGUAUUAUCGUUCGUCUCACGAUGUAGUC